Cylicostephanus goldi is the source of this 927-nucleotide messenger RNA. Lineage: Eukaryota; Metazoa; Nematoda; Chromadorea; Rhabditida; Strongylidae. The record is from the annotation of a GenBank genome assembly.
AUGCAGGUUCGCGCUCUAAUUCUCGCUGUUCGCUAUUAUACACGGAAGAACGUGGAUGUUGUGGCAUUCUCUCUGGGGGUGCCAAUUGCUAGGAAAGCUAUGUUGGGAGGUGAGCUUUUCUUCUACUUUUUGUACAGCAAUCUAUUGUCAGUGCUCAACCUAGGGCAAUGCGUGGAUACAAAGGAGGAACUAGGUGGCCCACUCUCUCGUUAUGCGGACACAUUCUUAGGCUUGGCUGGCCCCAACCAUGGAAUGACUUUCAAUGUAAUUUUAUCGCUGGAUUAUCACUGCCUGCAUGCGCACUGGGCACACUUCCAAUAUGUGACCGAGUUGUGGGCCUAUACUCUGGAUAUCAACCACGAGCAUCAUUACGAAGGGCGAAGAGUAUACUCAAUCUACAGCCAUAUUGAUGAGAGAAUUGGUUACAAAGUUUGUGGCAAGGUCACUGCUUCUAUCAAUGGAGAAGAUGACCACAAGUCGUAUCGAAAUCUCAACCAUGACGAAAUAUUGGACACCACCCAUGAGCUGCAGAUAUCCAUGAUUCAAGGCCGCUUCGGGGACCAGAUAGACGACGCGACGGUGUUGCCGAACACUUCCAACCUCAUUGAACAGAUCCUUGGUCAAGACAACGCUACCAUUUUGAGUAGGGAGGGUCUCAGCGUGAGCGAUGUAGCCGUAGACAAUUCGGACAACAAUUUAUUAUGGAAGAUGGGCGAACAAGAGCGGAGCGAGUCACCUGAACAAAACAUUGACAAGAUCAGAAAAUACUUUCGAGAGAAAGGAGUUGAUUCGUCGCUGGAGCGUACCGAUUCGCCGAACACCCGAGACGACUCGUUUUUCUAUAGAAGAAGCAGUGUGAAGGAGGAUGCCAAUGAUACUUUAGGCAGAGGAGGAUAUCAUACAAGAAUAUCUUUCAGAAUUCAAUGA